GGCAGCUUGAGGAGAGACAGGAAAGGAGUCUCCUGGGUACCCUUCGCAGACCCGGCCCCGUUCCUGUUGUCCGCGUCGCCGGUCCUUUCUCGCUCGCAACCGUAUCCACCGACUGCCGGGCGAGAUGGCGUCCCCCUCUAGACAGCCCCCGCCCGGGGGGUCAGGACUGCUCCGAGGCAGCCGGGCUCGCUCUUAUGGAAGCCUGGUGCAGUCCGCCUGCUCCCCGGUGAGGGAGCGACGCCUGGAGCAUCCGCUGGAACCAGGGGACUCCUUGGGAUCCUUGAGACUUUUUCUGGGACCCACAAUGGAGCAGAUUAAGCGUGCAAAUCGCCUUUAUACUAAUGACUCCAUCUUCCUGAAGAAAACCCUCUACAUCCCCAUCCUGACAGAGCCCAGAGACCUGUUCAAUGGUUUGGAUUCUGAUGAUGAAGAAGAGGAACAAGAGGGGCAGCCGAGUAAGGCUGAAGCUGGGCCACAUUCAACAGAGAGGGAACAGCAAGAGACACGUUUGAAGCGUGCCAAUGGUGAAGUCCUCCCCACAUCUGUCCAGCAGCCCCCCAAGCCCACCGACGACCUCUCGGUCUCUGAUUUCCUUAAGAAGCUUGAUUCACAGAUCAGCCUGUCAAAGAAGGCUGCUGCCCAGAAGCUGAGAAAAGGGGAAAGCAGGGUGCCUGGAGAGGAUGCAGGUCCCCACCUGAGCUCCCCUCGGAUGCAGCAACGAGCGGUCCUAGGUCCUGUGCCUCUGACCCGGACCUCACGGACCCGGACACUACGGGACCAGGAGGAUGAAAUCUUUAAACUUUGAUGUCCCACAACUGACUGAAAGAAGCAAGAUGUUGAAGGAACAACUUGAGGGGGUGAGGAGCCUGAGGUGAGGCUCAAGAACAUGGCUUCCUAGCCACCUCCCUCUACUCCUGCCAUCUCCCUCGGCCCCCUUGUCCAUCCAAGGGCUCCUGGGGAAGUUUUACUACACAAGUCGGGGUUGGAAAAUCGGCCCCUUCUCAGUCUUUCAGCUGAAUCUAGAGUUGUCCUUUAGAUUCAAAAGGCUCUUUUUACAUCCCUGCUGGCUUUCCCACCCCUUGGCCUUAGAACAGGGAAUCGCCUAACCCCCACCUUCCUCCUGAUCCCCACCUAUGUAUGUAAUUUAUUUGGUGCUAUAUUGAAGUCAUAUUUAUUUGCUGAAUUCCCUCCCUCUUGUAGCUGAAGAAAUGGGGUUUCUGAAGUAGUCCCAGGACGGAAGGGAUCCGGGCACAGUGAGCCAGUGACUACUGGUUCCCACCUCCUGAGUCAAGCAUGCUGUGGAGGGCAGGGCACUCAGUGACCCAGUCCCCCUGCAGAGAUGGGGGAUCUGUGCCGGGUCCCUCCCCGCAGCAGUCUGAAAGUUAAGAAUUAACUAGAUCCCUAUAACUUCCCAACUUUUGUUCUGAGAAAAGCAAGCAGCGUGUAGGGUCCUGAACCUUCUCCCCCACCAGUCCCCCCUCUGACUUACUCCUUUGCUCGGCCUGUGGCGGGGCACGGGCUGGAAGAAGCAUGCUGUCUGUGUCGGAGUUUGGAGAGGAUGCUAGCCCCUCUGUGGUGGCUUUCUCUUUGUUGCAGCCCACCUCCCCCAGAGCCUGCUCCUCACUGCUUAUUUAUUUGCAAUGUGUAGCACUGACCUGUGGUACUGCUUGUUUUGUUUUGUGUGUGCUGCUUUGCCUUUCUUAAAAAGAAGAAGUAGGUAAGACAACUUCAUUGAUUCAGAAAAUAAGCCUGUCUCCUGUAUGGAAAUGGUGAGAGGUGAGAUAAACACUGUUUCUUUCCUGCCUCUCCUCUGUAAUGAUCAUAAGGUGUGAGAAGCUGGAGAGAUUAAACAUUGAGCCCUGGCA
Molecule: messenger RNA, 1865 nt
Organism: Echinops telfairi (small Madagascar hedgehog)
Lineage: Eukaryota; Metazoa; Chordata; Mammalia; Afrosoricida; Tenrecidae
Gene: LYSMD1
Product: LysM domain containing 1
Exons: 4
Coding region: 125-805 (226 amino acids)
Source: RefSeq, a predicted model, not a curated record